Molecule: messenger RNA, 1533 nt
Organism: Zymoseptoria tritici IPO323
Lineage: Eukaryota; Fungi; Ascomycota; Dothideomycetes; Mycosphaerellales; Mycosphaerellaceae
Exons: 2
Coding region: 1-1533 (510 amino acids)
Source: RefSeq, a predicted model, not a curated record
AUGGAGGUCGCUGGUACAAGUCUGGCUAUAGUAGCCACGAUCGACCUUUGUCUGAAUAGAUAUGGACCACAAGUGGUGGCUCUAUGCCGCACCUAUCGAGACGCCGAUGUACAGUUCGCCGAACGAGUUCUCCAGGUCAGAAGCACCUGGAAGAAGACCAGCUUACAGCUGGUGUUUGUCAGGAAUAUAGCCCAAGAGCUCGACCCGGACCUACGAGAGAUCCAGGAAGAGACUCUAAGCAUUCUUGUCGGCAGACUUCGUCUCGCUUUGACCCGCCUCGAGGGGUUGAAGGUCGCUGAGAAUGGAGGCACUAGACGGAAGCUCAAGUUUGCCGUCGGGAAAAGCGGCCUUGAUAACAUCAUUCAAGAUCUUUCCGACUGGCAGGCUCGAUUCGACCCGUCCUGGUUACUCUUACUCAGAUUGGGGACUCCAAUCAUCGACGAUGAGCUUCGCAAGAAUGACCUAGGAUCGGAGGAGACGAGUAGCUUGACGCUGUUCCGGAAAUUGGCAGCGAACAAGCCGAUGGAAGGCAACGACAGACCGCAUGUCUCACUGCCGCCAUCCGGCCUGACAGGAGUUCGAAUGCAGAAGAUUGCUCAUUCAACCACGAGGUUCUUCCAGCAGCCCGAGACAGGGAAGUGGCUCAUCGCCGACAACGUGCCGUGUUAUUCAAAGCAGCACCAGCAGCUCGUCAGGAAGAACAUCCGAACUCUGGCUCAAAAGCUGUCAUGCGGUGAUCCAGACAGAUCGGGUCUGCUCCGCUGCCGCGGCUUCACACCCUCUUCGGAACAGAUUCUGGCUGGCCUUUCAUCAUUCGAAAUGCUGUUCUACGCCCCCCAGUAUUCCAUCAUGCCUCCAAAAAGUCUUCGCACAUCAUUGCAAGCCCCCUCCCGCCACAAUCUUACUCAGCGCAUUGCUCUGGCCAGACAGCUUGCCAGAGCUGUGAGUUACGUCCACGCCCUCGGCUUCGUCCACAAAAACGUGCGACCAGAGACCAUUGUCGGCUUUUCCCAGCCUGAUGGUACAGCUCGAAGAUUCUUCCUUGUCGGCUUCGAACAGCCCCGCUUAGCUGAUGGCCAGACCAUGAUCCGAGGAGACAAUGAAUGGCAUCGCAAUCUGUAUCGUCACCCGAGUCGACAAGGUCUGAGGCCGGAGGAGACCUUCGUCAUGCAGCACGACAUGUACAGCCUCGGAGUAUGUCUGCUCGAGAUCGGACUUUGGCAGUCGCUGGUGGUGUAUGACGAGUACGACGAAACUGCGAGGCCUAGCCUGUCGCUCGGCGUAUCUUCCUCGGAGCCGGACAAACAUCAGCCGUUGGCUGUGAAAGCUCGACUCGUGCAGCUGGUGGAAGAGAAGCUUCCAGGCUUGGUGGGAGAGGUGUACAGCGAUGUCGUGCUCAAUUGCCUGACUUGCUUGGAUGAGGACAAUGUAGACUUCGGAGACGAGGUCGAGUUUGUUGAUGAAGAUGGUGUUUUGGUCGGAGUGCGAUACAUCGAGAAGGUGCUGAUGAAGCUGGAUGAGAUUGUGGUCUGA